Diabrotica balteata is the source of this 517-nucleotide messenger RNA. The record is from the annotation of a GenBank genome assembly. Lineage: Eukaryota; Metazoa; Arthropoda; Insecta; Coleoptera; Chrysomelidae.
GUAUAUAUAGACAAAAUAGUAUUAUACUUCAUCAGUAUUUUCUGUUUUAAACUAAUACAAAAUGAAAUCUUUUGUUUUUGUUGCUUUGUUUGCACUAAUUGGAUUGGUACAGCCAGUUUAUGUUCCGGGAAAAGACAAAUCACUAGAAGUUUCCGUAGAAUUUCCUCUAGAAUGCCAAGCUUGUGAAGAAUUUGCAAAGUUAGUUGGAGAGUUAAUUGAAAAAGAACUUCCAAAGGAAACUGUAGAAAAAGAAGCAGAAAAAUUAUGUGAUAUACUUCCAAGUUCUCUAAAAAAAUUCUGUCAUGAUCAUCUGUUAACGGUGGUUGAUACUAUAUAUGAUGAAAUUAUUAAUAAUGUCUCACCGAAAGGAGUUUGUGAACUUUUAGAUUUUUGUUAAUUAUUUUAAAUAAUAAAAAAGUGUUUAUUUCUUUAUAAUUUAUAUAUAACAACUUUAUAAUUUGUUUUUAUGUUAGAAAGUAAUGUCUGUUUUACCAUUUUUUGACCAAUUUGAUAUUAA